Messenger RNA from Penicillium roqueforti, 879 nucleotides. RefSeq names its product SANT/Myb-like DNA-binding domain-containing protein. The record is from RefSeq and is a predicted model, not a curated record. The transcript is spliced from 2 exons. Lineage: Eukaryota; Fungi; Ascomycota; Eurotiomycetes; Eurotiales; Aspergillaceae. Bases 1 to 879 code for a protein of 292 amino acids.
AUGGUUAACUACACUCCUCAUGACAGUGGCAAAGAUGCGAACGGGGAGGAUAUCGUUUCUUACGGCGCGGCGCAGUUGCUCCAAGAUAGGCCCGAUGGCAUUCGCUACCACUCUGAUACAACCCAGACGCCCUUUGGGUCUCCGUCGACUUUUAUCACGAACCACUCGCCCGCACGCCAGCCGGUUUCACAUUACAACACACAUGGGUAUAGACUCUCCCCAAUUCAGGGUAGCAGAAAACGACAACGUACCGACAAUGAGCCCGAGGCAAGAGAAGACAGUGAUCAAAAUUAUGGUUACCGACCUGUCUUGCAAAAUCUACCCAUGGGUGAUCCAUCGGCUCCUGCAGGUGAAUCGGCCGACCUGACGUACGCUGGUCAUGCCGUUCCUUCAUCUUCCCGCCAGACAUCGAACCAGGACUACCUCCAGUCCUCUUUCCCGCAACAGCAUCAUCACCAUAGGCUACCACCCCAAGCAUCGGUGGCUACAGCCUCUGCUGGCCAGGGCUCUGAACAGCCGCCACUCGACCGCAGCUUCAUGAACCUUCCAGGUUUGCCGGCACCAUACCCUGAGCCAAAAGCGCCAAAGACCAGAUUCGGUCACAGGGAAGAUGAGAUGUUGAUAGCCCUGAAGGAGCACUGGAAGUUUUCCUGGAGGCAGAUUGAAUGCUUCUUUCCAGGGCGAAAACAGCAAACAUUGCAAGUCCGUUACUGUACCAAAUUGAAGGAAAGGGCUGUGGUUUGGGAUGAUGCUUUGGAUCGGAAACUGAAAAAGGCGCUGGAGGACUAUGAGGACAACAAAUGGGCACUCAUUUCCCGGAAGCUUGGACCUGGUAUACCACCAGCGGCGUGUAAGCUGAGGGCCGAAGAGCUUGAGUGA